GGGUCGGUGCGCAAGGGUGGACGCGGAGGGGUUCCGGGCCAGCUAGAUUGAAGGGCGUGAGAAAGCUGGGAAGUGAACUCUAAGAGGAUCCCUUGCUCCCUGAGGAGGAGAAAACCGGCUACACCUGGCCGGAAGACCGCGCUCUGCGAAGAUGGCGGGGCCGGAGCUGCUGCUCGAUUCCAACAUCCGCCUCUGGGUGGUCCUGCCUAUCGUUAUCAUCACCUUCUUCGUGGGCAUGAUCCGCCACUACGUGUCCAUCCUGCUGCAGAGCGACAAGAAGCUCACCCAGGAACAAGUCUCCGACAGUCAAGUUCUAAUUCGAAGCAGAGUCCUCAGGGAAAAUGGAAAAUACAUUCCCAAACAGUCUUUCUUAACACGAAAAUACUACUUCAACAACCCAGAGGAUGGAUUUUUCAAAAAAACUAAAAGGAAGGUGGUGCCUCCUUCUCCUAUGACUGAUCCCACGAUGCUCACAGACAUGAUGAAAGGCAACGUGACAAAUGUCCUCCCUAUGAUUCUCAUCGGCGGAUGGAUCAACAUGACAUUCUCAGGCUUUGUCACAACCAAGGUCCCAUUUCCACUGACCCUCCGUUUUAAGCCUAUGCUGCAGCAAGGAAUUGAACUACUCACAUUAGAUGCAUCCUGGGUGAGUUCUGCAUCCUGGUAUUUCCUCAACGUCUUUGGGCUUCGGAGCAUUUACUCUUUGAUCCUGGGCCAAGAUAAUGCCGCGGACCAGUCCCGGAUGAUGCAGGAGCAGAUGACAGGCGCAGCCAUGGCCAUGCCUGCGGACACCAACAAGGCUUUCAAGACAGAGUGGGAAGCUUUGGAGUUGACAGAUCACCAGUGGGCGCUAGAUGAUGUCGAAGAAGAGCUCAUGGCCAAAGACCUCCACUUCGAAGGCAUGUUCAAAAAGGAAUUACAGACCUCUAUUUUUUGAAGCCGAAGCAGGGAUUAGCUGUGUCAGGAACUCGGAAUAGCGUUUAACCUUGUAACUUUUGUUUUGAACUGGACCCUCUCAGAAUAAAAAGGAGGAUACAUGAGCUGGUGGGUAUGCAGUAAGGGUUGUUCUUGUCUGAGCCAGGUUCCCCUUUCUAUUUGAACUACAGGAAAUAGGAGUGUGUGCUGGGUGACUUAACCCAGAAACAGCUAUCUUUAAAAUGUUUUAAAUUUUCCUUCUGGUGACUCUAGUAAUGAAAGUCAGAGAAAGGGGAAAAAAAUCAAGCCAGUGAUAAAAUAUAAAACUUAGCAAAAUUCUGUCUUUGGAAAAGGCACUGUCACUUAUACCUAAUUAUCAUGUGCAGUCAGCCUAAUUUCUAACCACAGUGAACUCCUGUUCUCUUGGGAUACAACACCCUGCAUUUUAUCUUUAAUUUUUUGGUAGUAUUUUUAUAUCUAUCUUUACACAAAUAAUACAUUUUCAUUACUGAAAAUUUAUGAACUGUGGGUGAGCAAAGUGAAGCUGCCUGUGUUACUCAUUUUGAGCCAGCAGGAUGUCAUAAAGAGCAAACGUGUCAAAACUUUAUUCAAAUGAACUCUUUUCAGAGUGAAUACCCAGGGCCAGGGUAUUAGCCAACCUCUAUAGGUCUUAAUACUGUCCAGUGAAAAUCGGUGACCCUGAGACACUGCCUGAUUCUUAAGUGCCUUUGGGAUCAUCGAAGACAGGUCAGAUAAUGCAAGGUCUUCAUGUGGAGUUCAGAAUAUAUCCAAUCCAUUGACAAAUCAGUGGUCCUGUACUGAGUAUAUGGCUACUCAGUUGAAUGAAAGACCUAAUUUCCCAGUUACUCUGGAUAAGAGAGUUUACAUAUAGCUGUCAGAAGGGAGAGAGGGCAAUUGCUGGCAGACACAUAGUUAAAGGGCUGCCCAGGAAUAAUUCUGUCUGGAUUAACUGUCCCAGGGAAGUGGCACAGUGCCAUUUCUGUACCAAGAGGCAAAUGUAAUUUGCAUGUUGAACACUGUAAUCACAAACAACUCUUGACUCUAUAAAUUAAACCAUCCUGUUUUCUCUUC
Manis pentadactyla (Chinese pangolin) is the source of this 2007-nucleotide messenger RNA. RefSeq names its product ER membrane protein complex subunit 3 (gene EMC3). Lineage: Eukaryota; Metazoa; Chordata; Mammalia; Pholidota; Manidae. Bases 152 to 937 code for a protein of 261 amino acids. Gene Ontology annotation, biological process: protein folding in endoplasmic reticulum. The transcript has 8 exons. The record is from RefSeq and is a predicted model, not a curated record. Gene Ontology annotation, cellular component: membrane; EMC complex.